Phytomonas sp. EM1 is the source of this 1088-nucleotide messenger RNA. Lineage: Eukaryota; Euglenozoa; Kinetoplastea; Trypanosomatida; Trypanosomatidae. The record is from the annotation of a GenBank genome assembly.
GGGAGUUAUAACUUUGUUUUAAACACCUAAAUUUAGAUUUUCAUAUACGUAUAGCAUGAACACACGGAGGAAAUUACUCCAAGCCAAGGAUAGCGUUCCUUCAACAAAAUGGCACCUCAUGAAUGAAGAGUAUCAUAUUAUAUUUCUUCCAGAAUGGCGUGAGCAUGUUGAGUACUGGUAUAACAUGGGUGCGACGGGUCAGCAGCGCGAACUUUUUCGUCUUAUCUGUUCCGAAAUAUAUGUCCAGGAUGAAACCAAACCGGACCCUACGUACUCCACGCAGUACACAGCCACCAAAUGCAAAGAAGAGGCAAAUCUUCUUAUAAAAUACUAUGGCAAGGUGCUAACUAAGCUAGGCAAAGACCGUGCGCGUGUUUGGAUUCUUCAUGUUGCCCGUAAUGGCUGGCGCCGGUGUACGGACUUUAGAGACGUAUUUACUGGAUGCCAAACUAUUUUUGAAAAUAAGAGUGUUCUACAUGCAGAUUAUUUGCCCCCAGAGCCCCAAUGCUACCCGACGGAUCGUUCGAACUUCAAAAAGUCAACGGAGUUGAUGAUCUUGAAGUCGCAGUCCUCCACGCAGGCGACACCAGUAGCGUUGAGCGAGACCGAAAAAUUUGAUAAAAUGUUGAUGGAGAAGCGUCCGACUUACAUUGUAAAUGCUUGCGCGGAGCCCAAGACUCGCUUUACCAAACCCAAGAAUCAAUUCGAUGGAUUUAACAUAGUGAAGACGCUGGGCUACAGUGAUGAGUCGCCAGAAAAGACGAUAGAGCAGCUCAAGGCAAAGCAGGCUGCGUUUCAGGAAAGCGAAACGUACUGUGUAGAUAAGGAUGGAAGUACCAUUUACAAGGCCGAGCCAGUGACCAGCACACGGCAAAGAAUGGCGGCGACGGGCAACGGCCGUAUUUUAGAUUGCGCUACGAGUGAUCCCAUUGCUCAGUGGAGGGUCAAAAUAUGUGAUUAAUGCACUCGAAUAUGUGUACUGCAAGAUGGGGAAGGAAAAGGAACAAUCCACUCCCUGUUACAAAAAAAAGAACUGGAUGUAAAGUAGACUACAAGCGCUUUCUUUAUGAUUAAGCUCUUGCGCAUCU